GGGGAGGAGGAAGAAGAAGAAGAAACUGGAAGAAAGUGGAAAAAGGAGCAGGAGAAGAAGAAGUGGCUAAAAAAAGAAAAACAACACGGACACUUGGCUGUCUGUGAACAAACAAGGUUACACAGUUAUCUGAGAGAUAUUUACCCAAUCCACAAUGUGAGCUGUGUAAAACCUUUCUGACACCCUGAAGCAACUGCUGAUAUGGUGGACCUGAGAAAGACCCUCAAGAGACCCCAGCCUCACUUUUCUAUGAGAGCCUGGGGAAAAUGUUGGCACAGAUUAUGGAUUUAGGAUAUAAUCUUCCAUGAGAACCCAUUUUCACAGCUCUUCAAUCAAGUAUCAGUGAGGAACAUGGAGAGAGAGGCAGAAGAGAGGGAGAUGGACGGCAUUACAGACACUGAUGACGAGGUCUCUGACGGUGACCCCACCUCAGUGACCAAGUCUUGUCACUGGGAGGCCAGAAAGACUGAAGAUGACUACAAGGAGCCGGAGGAUGAAACAGCCUAUCGCAAAUCUAACGCUCAGGACACCCCAAACCCAGCCACUCCACAAGACUCUGGCAUCGGUGAAGCAGAGUACUGUGGAUCGACAGAGGCCAAAGAGGAUACUGAGGAGAUUUCAGAUGAAUUAGAGCAUGAGAGCACCGAAGAUCAUGAGAGCUCGCAGGUUAUAAAUCAAGAGGAGGAUGAAGCUGCAAAGGAGCAGCACAUGAAUGGGGAGUCCGUUUGGAGGAGCGCGGGAGCUGGACGGAGGUGCAAACUGAGGAGCAGUGGAUCGAUUUCAGAACAGAGCGGUCAAAGUUCAUCUAGUGCUUUUUCAUCUUCCUCCUUUCAAAAAGGCAAUGUUGUGUCAAGUGGCGGCAGGCACAAGCAGACCCGCAGACGUAACCACCAUCACCAUCAGCAGAAUCGGGGCCGGCGGCGGACAGGAAACCAGCUAGUCUUAGCUUUCAAGGAAAUGCUGUCAGGGUCUCUCAGCUUCUGGUGCAUCUCCUGCGUCCACAUGAUGAUUGAGAUUAUCGUCACAUUAACUCAUAAUUGUGGAGUCGGCGUGGAGACUGGAGGGGUGAAACUUUACAAUUUUGGGCAGCAGCUCUUUGUAAAGAUCACAGAUAUACCAGGAUUGAAGGCGGACGCUGGUCGAAUUUUGAAAUGGACGAAAUGUACUGGAGCAGACCUGGUGGAUAAAACUGUUAGGUCAGCCAAGUGGGCAAAGACAGCUGCCUUAACUAGUUUCAGACUUUUCUGUGCUUUGGUAAUUCUGGGGUCCCAGUGGCUAAAGGGUGCGUUAGUCCGGCUUGGAGGAGAGAGGGGGAAACGCUAUUGGGCAGCUUUUCAGGAUUCAAGGUUUUGGAACAGGGUGACGUUCCUGCUGGAGAAAGUCCGGAGCCGGUUCAGGAGGGAUGGCCACACACAACCGUCCACCCCUGAGUCACCAGGCAGAGCAGGGAGAAACCAACCAGGCCAGGAGCUAGAAAGACUGCUUGCGUUGGCUGAGGUCCCGGAAGAUGAGCUCGACCCCUUUACGGUGCUCGGUGUGGAGGUCCACGCGACAGAGACCGAGCUGAAAAAGGCCUACAGACAGCUGGCUGUCCAGGUCCAUCCAGACAAGAAUAAACACCCACGAGCUGGAGAGGCGUUCAAAGUACUGAGGGCUGCCUGGGAUAUUGUCAGUAACCCAGAGACACGACGAGAGUAUGAAUUGAAGCGCAUGGCAGCAACUGAGCUCUCCAAGUCCAUGAAUGAGUUUCUCACUAAACUGCAGGAUGACCUGAAGGAAGCCAUGAACACCAUGAUGUGUACCAAGUGUGAAGGCAAGCACAAGCGGUUCGAGAUGGAUCGUGAACCAGCUGAGGCCCGCUUCUGUGCUGAAUGCAGCCGUUGCCAUAGUGCUGAGGAGGGGGACCUCUGGGCGGAGUCCAGCAUGUUGGGCCUACGCAUCACGUACUUUGCCUGUAUGGAUGGCAAGGUGUACGAUAUAACAGAGUGGGCUGGCUGUCAAAGAAUAGUAAUUUCUCCCGACACACACCGUGUGCCGUAUCACAUCUCCUUUGGCUCAAAGAACAACAGCAACCCCACACGACACAGGACGCCCCCAGAGCCCGCCACAGGUCCAACCAACCCUGCAGACCUGCAGGACUUCUUCAACCGCAUCUUCAAGGGAGGACCUCCUAAUGACAUGGCUGCCAAUGGGGGCUUCUUCCCCUCAGGUCCGCCCCCUCAUCACCCACCCGGUGCUGGAGCGCCCCCGUUCUCCCCUCCACCGAGCCAGACGGGUUUCUUCAUGCCGGGGGCUCAACGGCCAGAGUCCGGCGAAACGUGGGCUGAAAGUGGCAAACCCCCCAGGAGGAGGAAGAAGGUCCGCAAACCCUUCCAGAGGUGAAGUCUGUUGACUUCUCCGUGCGUCAACUUAGCAACACAGGGACACAAUAAAUAAUGGCCAUGUUUGUCUUUCGCGUGCCUGUUGGCAUGCCGGGAAGGCUGUGGUCAGAUCAGUCAGAGGAGAUAGAGACUGGAUCAUGAAGAGGAGCCGGUUGACUGAGUCAGAGUAUUGAAUGAGGGUUUAAGAGGUGGCAGUGACGGUGCUUUACCUCUCAGUUCACCUUAUUGUUUUGUCUGUCUUUGAGACAACUGUAGCCUUGGCAUUGAAAUCCUCAUCAGGAUGCUGUAAUAAAACGUUUUCCUUUCAUAAUUUCCUGCCAAAUCCUGCAAUGCAUGAUUUAUUCACCUGCAUUUUAUCACUUCAGUUCUUUCACUUUUGUUGUUUAUGUUUUGUGUAAGGAUAGUUUAAGACAUUGGGGUAACAGAUUUAUGGUUGACCAUAAUCAACAUGAAGACUAUAAUGAUCUGGGCAGCUUCACUGUGUCAUUGUUACUCAUGUUUAGUGGCUUGUGGAUCUGCUUCCAGAGCCAAGAAAUAAAUCCAAACCAGCCAAGCCAAACUUAACUACAUUUACAAAAACAUCAGAUUUAUUUAAAUAUGCGGUCAUCUUUAACAUCUGCAGAAUCAUUUGUGUACACAAAGCUGCACAUUUUGAAAAGCUGACACAGUUUUAUUGUUAAACUGGCCUGAGAGCGGCUUGUUUUCCCAGGAAGAUCAGUGGUGUGGUUCUCUGGUAAUAGCUGUACAGACUGCACAAGAGGGCAAAAUGAUAUUUGUGUAUACAUACCUCAGUGG
Molecule: messenger RNA, 3176 nt
Organism: Scomber japonicus (chub mackerel)
Lineage: Eukaryota; Metazoa; Chordata; Actinopteri; Scombriformes; Scombridae
Gene: dnajc14
Product: DnaJ (Hsp40) homolog, subfamily C, member 14
Exons: 7
Coding region: 352-2382 (676 amino acids)
Molecular function (GO): dopamine receptor binding
Source: RefSeq, a predicted model, not a curated record